Molecule: messenger RNA, 2359 nt
Organism: Euleptes europaea (tarantolino)
Lineage: Eukaryota; Metazoa; Chordata; Lepidosauria; Squamata; Sphaerodactylidae
Gene: EBF3
Product: EBF transcription factor 3
Exons: 16
Coding region: 10-1803 (597 amino acids)
Biological process (GO): regulation of transcription by RNA polymerase II
Molecular function (GO): DNA-binding transcription factor activity, RNA polymerase II-specific; RNA polymerase II cis-regulatory region sequence-specific DNA binding
Source: RefSeq, a predicted model, not a curated record
AUUGUUUUAAUGUUUGGGAUUCAGGAAAAUAUACCACGAGGUGGGACGACCAUGAAAGAAGAACCGCUGGGCAGUGGAAUGAACCCAGUCCGUUCAUGGAUGCAUACUGCUGGGGUAGUGGAUGCUAACACAGCCGCCCAAAGCGGUGUGGGGUUGGCUCGGGCUCAUUUCGAGAAACAGCCGCCUUCCAAUCUCAGAAAAUCCAAUUUUUUCCACUUCGUCUUAGCACUGUACGACAGGCAGGGACAGCCAGUGGAGAUUGAAAGGACAGCUUUUGUGGACUUUGUGGAAAAAGAGAAAGAGCCAAACAAUGAAAAAACUAACAAUGGGAUUCACUAUAAACUCCAGCUAUUAUACAGUAAUGGAGUUAGAACGGAACAAGAUCUGUACGUUCGCCUAAUAGAUUCAAUGACCAAACAGGCAAUUGUCUACGAAGGGCAAGACAAAAACCCCGAAAUGUGCCGAGUGCUCCUGACCCACGAAAUCAUGUGCAGUCGGUGCUGUGACAAGAAAAGUUGCGGCAACAGAAACGAAACACCUUCAGACCCUGUUAUCAUUGACAGAUUUUUUCUAAAGUUUUUCCUCAAGUGCAAUCAAAACUGUUUGAAGAAUGCAGGCAACCCACGAGAUAUGCGAAGAUUCCAGGUUGUUGUAUCAACAACGGUCAAUGUGGAUGGCCACGUUUUGGCUGUCUCGGACAACAUGUUUGUACAUAACAACUCCAAACAUGGAAGGCGGGCUCGCCGUCUUGACCCCUCAGAAGGUACGGCCCCUUCUUAUCUGGAAAAUGCAGCCACCCCAUGUAUAAAGGCCAUCAGCCCCAGUGAAGGUUGGACUACUGGUGGAGCCACGGUCAUCAUAAUCGGAGACAACUUCUUUGAUGGCUUGCAAGUUGUAUUUGGAACAAUGUUGGUCUGGAGUGAGCUGAUAACACCCCACGCCAUCAGAGUUCAGACCCCGCCACGGCACAUUCCCGGUGUUGUUGAAGUAACUCUCUCCUACAAAUCCAAACAAUUUUGUAAAGGUGCUCCUGGACGCUUCGUUUAUACUGCCCUUAAUGAACCAACCAUAGAUUAUGGAUUCCAGAGGUUGCAGAAAGUCAUUCCACGGCAUCCAGGUGAUCCUGAACGGUUACCGAAGGAAGUAUUACUUAAAAGAGCAGCUGACCUUGUUGAAGCCCUGUAUGGUAUGCCCCACAAUAAUCAGGAAAUCAUCCUGAAACGAGCAGCUGACAUUGCAGAAGCGUUAUACAGUGUGCCACGCAAUCACAAUCAGAUUCCUACACUUGCCAACACUCCAGCUCAUACUGGUAUGAUGGGAGUAAACUCAUUUAGCAGCCAGCUAGCAGUUAAUGUUUCAGAAACAUCACAAGCUAAUGACCAAGUAGGCUACAGUCGCAACACAAGCAGUGUUUCCCCGCGAGGAUAUGUUCCAAGCAGUACUCCUCAGCAGUCCAAUUACAACACAGUCAGCAAUAGCAUGAAUGGAUAUGGCAAUGCCGGCAUGCCCAAUCUUGGUGUACCUGGUUCUCCUGGAUUUCUUAAUGGCUCCUCAGCCAACUCACCAUAUGGCAUAGUGCCGUCAAGCCCUACCAUGGCAGCCUCUUCGGUCACCCUCCCUUCAAACUGUAGCAGUACACACGGCAUUUUCUCAUUCUCACCUGCCAAUGUCAUCUCUGCAGUGAAACAAAAGAGCGCCUUUGCUCCUGUUGUCAGGCCCCAAGCUUCUCCUCCACCAUCUUGCACCAGUGCAAAUGGAAAUGGACUUCAAGCUAUGUCUGGGCUUGUAGUCCCACCAAUGUAAAUUCAUUUUUGUUUACGUAUCAUAGCACCAAGCUUCAGAAGAUUGAGCUUUUUAGGGGACAGGUUUAGUAUAUAAGACGUGCUGAUGGAACCAGUAUCUUCAAAAUACAAUCAGCAACACGUUGAAAUGCUACAAAAAAAAAAAACUUUGUUUAAAGAUUUUAUUUAAACUAUUAAGAAUCAACAUGCAAACAAUCAAUUUCUUCAUGAACAAUUCCAUUUUAUUGACUGAACUGCUCUCAUAUUUUCACAUUUCUUGGUCCUGAAGAAUACGGAAAAAGCGACGCCUAUUUUGUAUAAAGUUUCUGAUUACGUCUUGGCUAUGUCUAGUACUUGCUAUGUGUCGGGAAAAACUUUGUGGAUGCACCAUUUUGAUUAUCAUGAAACACUGACGAAAACGCCUCCAAAACGUUUUUUUUCUGUACUCAUAACUAGAUUCACAAUGGUUGUGUAUCUCUAUAAUGUGAAAUAUUUUUUGUGGUGAAAAAAGGGGGCCAAGGAGGUAUGAGCCAUCAAAACUGGAAAAAAAAAGGAUGAAUAUAUGAUUUGGGUUAAUU